Molecule: messenger RNA, 696 nt
Organism: Fusarium oxysporum Fo47
Lineage: Eukaryota; Fungi; Ascomycota; Sordariomycetes; Hypocreales; Nectriaceae
Product: Rhodanese-like domain-containing protein
Exons: 3
Coding region: 34-588 (184 amino acids)
Cellular component (GO): cytoplasm; nucleus
Molecular function (GO): protein tyrosine phosphatase activity
Source: RefSeq, a predicted model, not a curated record
GAGAAACACCGUCUCUCCCCCCUCCAAGACGUGAUGACCCUCACAACAUAUUUCGGAAUACUAAAGACUCGUCCUUGCUCCCAUUUCGUCUUCCAAAAGGUCAAACGCGUCUGCUCGUCCAAGAUGGCCUCUACCGAUGCCGCCACGCCUUGGCACGCCGCCUACCCUCCUCCACUCAACAAGACCCCCCCAGCCACGACACGCCAGGCUGCCUUGGAGAUGAUGAAGGACUGCAAGAAUAUCGCUGGCAAGGAUUACGUUCUCAUUGAUCUCCGCCGAACAGAUCACGAGGGCGGUACCAUUCGCGGAUCCAUCAAUCUGCCGGCACAGAGCCUCUACCCGAUGAUAGAAACCCUCUACACCAUGUUCAAAUCGGCAGGGGUUCAAAAGACCAUCUGGUAUUGCUCAUCCUCUCGCGGCCGGGGCACGCGCGCAGCCGGGUGGUUCCAGGAUCAUAUCGACAAGCAAGGAGAUAGCCAUAUGGAAAGCGCGAUUCUGUAUGAAGGCAUUACCGGCUGGGCCAAAGCCGGUGGCGAGUUCGUUGAGUGGAUGGAUGAGUACGAUGCGACUGUCUGGAAUAGUAAAUAGCCAGUAUCAAGGAGUAGUUGUACCUGACGGCCAAAGGACAAUGAACCACGGCAGCUUGAACUAAUAGCAGCUCUGCGACCUGCUAGACAGCCAUGACGAAUAUUUGCG